This is a messenger RNA of Tuber aestivum (summer truffle), 3631 nucleotides long. NCBI's taxonomy places the organism in Eukaryota, Fungi, Ascomycota, Pezizomycetes, Pezizales, Tuberaceae. The record is from the annotation of a GenBank genome assembly.
ACUCACGCACAGGCUACAGUAAGACAUUUGUCUUCAGUCUCUGAGGAGUAAGGUGGGAGGAGGAGCAGCAGAUAGGAGCAAGCAAGAAGCAAGCAACCAACUGGGGGAAUUCAAGCAUCACUGAGCUUGCUAUUUCCACGAUUCAAUUGCGGUUCGGAAAACCCUCACACACUUUCCACGCCCACACGUUUUUGGGUUGUGUGCCCAUCACCUGCCCUGAUUCUCUUUUCUUAUUUUUUAUUUUCCUCUCCUGCGUCUUCUCUCUCUUCCCUUUUCCCCUUCUUUCCUCCUUCACAUAUAGCACCUCUCUCUACUCGACGCUAGUAUAUAUCUUCAGAGGCGCAUCCAUCUAUCCAGCCAUUUCCGCCAGCCAUCAAAUAGCCUGGGACGACCUCCAAUUCCAAGCUUCCAACUCCACCCAGCUCUCCGGCUUUUGAUUGACACUUGAUAAAGCGAAGCCUUUUUUGUCGUUUACGAAACCGGUUCCUGCCUCGAUACCAUUCCUUCGGGUUGUCGCUUCUUCUCGGUAGAUCCUUCACCAAAAAGGCGUACUCGGCAACAUCCAAAAAACGUGGUGAUCGCCACUCCCUACUCCCUUUGGACCAAACAUCAACAAUUAUCACCUCUACCUCAUCUGCCACACCCCCUACCACCUGUGUCAUUAUUGUUCCCAUCCACGCACUCCCCGCAUAUUCAUCCUGCGUCCUUGCCCACUGCCCCGUUUCCCCUUUAAUAGCAUCAUACACCUGCACCCGUCUUCACACAACAGAUAUUUUCUCCUCCACUGCCACUCCACCUAACCUCUCCGCCCUCCAACAACCGUCCAACAGCCAGUAAUUGAGGUAUGUAUUAUAUUGCACUUCUCCUAGCUUCCAAACCAUCCCUAUCCACCACUAUCAUUGCCCAUCUUCAUGCUUCGUCAUGACUUUUUAUUUUAUUUUAUCUUAUCUUUUCCCUCCCCUUCUGUCCCUAUCCCGCUGUUGUCGGUUCUUUGCCGCUGUCGUCCACUUGGGUUUAAUGUCAUUGACUCGAGUGAUCCGGCAGCCUGUUGCAUCCACUUGCUGAGCUAUCUCAACCUCCGCUUCUAAACCCCAGCCUCCGAGGCGGCUGCGCUAUAUACCCCCUCCCUCCUAGGGGCAUUCUCUAUCAAAGUCUUCACCACGGCUACCCUCAGUUACCCCCCGUUCUCACGGGAAACAGUUUCGCCGCUCCAACUCUUUAUUCCGCCAACACCCCAGUCUUCCUACCCAUCGCCGACCCUGAGCGCGGCCGACAGGUACCAACUGCCCUCCCUGGAUCCCUCCCAGGGCCCGCAAGCCCACUAUUGGGGAGGAAGCUCCUCGGGAGCUUCCUCUACUACUGCCACUUCUCCCUCGAUUUUGGCACCUUCCCUAGUUUCAAAUACUUCGCCACCUUCGCUGUCGUACUUACAAUCUGCGCCCUUUAGCUACCAAUCCUCAGUCACCAGGACCCUUCCCACGCCGCCCACCACGAGUGACGCGGAAGCAAGACCUUUCCCUCCCCCAGCCCGUGAAGAAAUCUCCAACCUGGCUGCCACAUUAGCACAGAGCUCCUCGUUGAUGAGCACUCACGACAUGUCUUCAGGCCUUGCUGCGCGAAGGCAGCAACAUCCACUUCCCCAGUUCCAUCUCAACACCACCCGAGCACCCUACUCAAGUUUUGGCGGUAAUAGUGUACUUACUCCUCCACCAAUGGGGCCCAACGAGGUGACGAGUCCAUUGAGCAGUGGUGGUAGUAGUGCUGGGACGGUAUCUGCCAUGGGUCCGUUUUCCCCGGUUGGUUAUUGGCCCGCUACCUCGAAUAGUUCGCCUUAUGGUUACGGCUCAGCCUCAGCAAAUGCUUCGUACACGUCGGGAGGAAUACAGAAUUCCACAAACUCGAGCUUUGGGGUUAGAGGGUUUACGUCGCCCGGCGUAACGUUGAACAGAGGAAACAGCAGACCCUCAAGCCCUGCCACUGGGGAGUUGGUUCAUCCCCCUGGUUUUGAAAAUUCGUCGCCUUAUACAAGCGGGAUACCCAUCUCGACUAGUGCUGGGGGCCACCCAAUCGCUGCGGGAGCUGGGCCAGGUUUACCUUCGAUGGGGCCGGGGUCGAAUGUCCACAGCAGUUACGCUGCUGCCUACGUCCAACCAAGUCAGCAUUCUAGCCAGCCCCACCCCCCAAUGGGUAACCAAUCACAACAAAGUCACGAUCCCUACUCCCCACAAGGUUCGCUACCCCCUCCGACCCCCUCGCAACCCUAUUACGGGCAACAGCAACAGCAACAACAACAACAAAACCUCCAAAUGUCGCCCGCGAACAUGAUGGGCAGACAGAUGAAUCCUGUGCCCCAUUACCCGUCGUUAGUUCCACUGCAGCCGAACUACAAGCCUCAAUAUUCUCUUCCAGGGGUAGGUGGAACAGCUAUGAGUCCAAUCCUACACGGACACGCAGGCCCGAUGGCCCAUUAUCCUGGCGCGCACCAUCAACAGCAACAAACCGAGCGACCCUUCAAGUGUGACCAGUGCCCUCAAAGCUUCAAUCGAAACCACGACUUGAAGCGGCACAAAAGAAUCCAUCUGGCUGUUAAGCCUUUCCCCUGCAACAACUGCGAGAAGAGUUUCAGUAGGAAGGACGCCCUAAAGGUGAGAGCCGAGUCCUACAAUGGCCGAGUUUUUGAGAACAUCGAACUAAUAACGUGUUGCAGAGGCAUCGCCUUGUUAAGGGAUGUGGAAAGAAUGACCAUCUUCAAGGACAAUCUUCGCCUGCUGCUGAACAGGAUUCGAAACUAUCGCCUAGUCUCUCACCAGUUAGCACUAGAAACCCUGCCCCGGGACCAAACACCAGCCCACCAGGGAGCGCUGGUGGUAUGAUAAAGCACGGCUAACUAAUAAUAUAAUACCUUGACAACUUUUCACCUAUCUCUCGGUUCUUCGAGAUUUGUAAACUAUAAUAUUUUCUUGGUGGAUACCCUUGAUAUCUUUCGUCCAUUGUCGUUAUAAAGACCUUAUCCUUUCGGUUCUCUUACCACAUGUUCAUUCUUCGCAUUUGUUUUCGGCAUUUAUGUGUCCAUGGGUGCAACUCUUUGCUCAAUGUGUGGGUAGCGUUUUUUUCUUUUUUGUUUUUAUAUAUCUAUUUCAUGUUAAAAUAUUAUGGGAGGCUGGAGAAUUUCGUGUUUUUCUCGGCGGAAUGACUAGCAUGUUUUUCUGUCUUUCUUUAUAUGUAUGCAAAAGGCGCUUUUCUUUUGGUGUGGGCCGCGGUUGAUUUUCAGUAUUUUUCUUCUUUCCUCUCUAUUUAUAAUUCCUUGGGCUUUUGGAUUUUGAUUUCCUAUGGGGGCUGGUAAAGUCACGUAAUCUUUGGCUUUGCUGUCGAUAUAUCAUCCGUUCUAUUCAUCGAUUGGUCCACAUUUCGCUUUCUUCAUACAAUUGGGUGAGGCAAACAGCGGGAGGGAACGGGAUUUAGUGGUGUUGUGUGUUUUAUACCUGGGGUCCGAGGGUGUUUGAGUACCGACUGAUGGUAUCACAACAUGGCGGGGCCUUAUCCUGUUUGCUUGCAAUGAUGGCGAUGUUCAGUGUUCCCAACGGGCUAGGCCACUGAUAGACCAGGCCAAGGCAGGCCGCUCCGGCAAUGA